This is a messenger RNA of Boleophthalmus pectinirostris (great blue-spotted mudskipper), 5953 nucleotides long. RefSeq names its product beta-1,3-glucuronyltransferase 1 (glucuronosyltransferase P) a (gene b3gat1a). Gene Ontology annotation, biological process: carbohydrate metabolic process; chondroitin sulfate proteoglycan biosynthetic process. Gene Ontology annotation, molecular function: galactosylgalactosylxylosylprotein 3-beta-glucuronosyltransferase activity. Gene Ontology annotation, cellular component: Golgi membrane. Lineage: Eukaryota; Metazoa; Chordata; Actinopteri; Gobiiformes; Gobiidae. The record is from RefSeq and is a predicted model, not a curated record. The coding region runs from base 1146 to 2225 and encodes 359 amino acids. The transcript is spliced from 14 exons.
GUUAAAACAAGUGUUCAAAGUGAGAGUAGUAGCCAAUGUUUUUUUUUAGUAGUUUGAAUGUUAAAAAUACCAUUUCUCUUGAUCCACAAGGAGAGGGACAGCUGUUCAACUGGAAAAGGCAAUGGACUUUUGGUGUGUUUGGCUGUUGAAGAGCUUUGACGAGAAAAAAGGGACUACACGUGCUCCAGUAUAAAGAGGCUGCUGAUGGCUCCUCCUUCCUCUGUAGCAGCUGGUGUUGAUUGAACCCACGCGCCUUGAGGAGGGGACAGGCAGAUGCUGCAGUGACGAACAAAAUGAUAAACCGUCUGUCAAGAACUGUCACCAAAGGCAAAACCCAUCACCAUGGCAACCAGUUUUGACAGACACAAAAGCCACGUUAAGAGAUUGAGUCUGCUUUUUUAAAACCUGGGACAAGCGUUUAAGUUUGAAACCCCCGGAGAAAUGGGAUUGGAUCAGCUGGUUGGUUGGACUGGUGCCACCGCUCCCUGGGUUUUGGCUGUCUCCCUGUGGUCUCCCGGAGGUGGAGGGACUGGCCACUAUGGUGUUUUUCAGCCUGGGACCAGACGCUGUCUCACCUCCACUGCACACUGGCCCUUUAUUCAUUCAAGCCUGAAAUUACAUGAUGCACUUCCUGGAGGUGAUGGAAAUGUGUUGGAAGAAUAAAGAGGGACGAGCAAGAGGAGAGGAGGGACGUACAGCGAGGGACAAAACCAGGAUUUCUGGAAUGAAUGGGAAUGCUUCUACUGCAUGCUGUGGAAUAAGAGUCACACCAGCGAAGUCUCCAAAAAAGGGGCCCGUUGAGGACUUAAAUUUGUGGCGUGACAGUCCUCUCUUGCUUUGACCACCUUCAGCUGCGGGCAUCUUUCCAAACGGUGCUAAUUAAGGCUAGCGCAGUGUAAGAGCAGUGACAGCAUCCAACGCAGAGGCAGUGGACCACUUGGGGAGGCCUGGGUACUUCUGGUGUGGACUGUGAGUUGUCUGUCUGUGUCCGUGGGCAGAGCAGAAGGAAAGGAGAUGUUUGGAUAAACCUGUCCUGAAGAAUCACUCUCACCGCUGCAGUGAGGACCUCCAUCUGUGCAUCUGCGCUGGUGCCAUGAUCCCUUUGUAAGUGUGGGUAAUGUCGAGGCACAUCACCAAUCCUGGAGAUGCCGAAGAGAAGAGAUAUUCUUGCCAUUGUGUUGAUCGUGUUACCCUGGACUCUGCUCAUCACUGUGUGGCACCAGAACGCAAUAGCGCCCCUACUGGCCAUAAGGAAGGCCUGUCACCACCUAGUAAAAGAGAUCUUUAUCAUACCAGAGAAGCUCGCAGUACGCCACCACCGGCUCUCAGAUGACGGUGUGGAGGGCAAGAGGGACCCUGCCGGACUGGGUCAAGACUCCAAGGAAUAUUGUGCCUCGGAUAAGGACAUUGUAGAGGUGGUGCGGACAGAAUACGUAUACACAAGACCGCCACCGUGGUCCGAUGUGCUACCUACCAUUCAUAUCAUCACCCCGACGUACAGCCGACCGGUGCAGAAGGCAGAGCUAACGCGGCUAGCUAACACUUUUCUCCAUGUUCCCAACCUCCACUGGAUUCUGGUGGAGGACUCCCAAAGGAGGACCCCUCUUGUUACAAGACUCCUCAGGGAGACCGGGUUGAAUUACACCCAUCUCAAUGUGGAGACGCCCAGGAACUAUAAGCUCAGGGGUGACACGCGAGAUCCCAGAAUCCCGCGGGGCACCAUGCAGAGGAACCUGGCACUGCGCUGGUUAAGGGAGACCUUCAAUGCAAACAGCAGCCAGGCGGGGAUAGUGUACUUCGCAGAUGAUGACAAUACAUACAGUCUGGAGCUGUUCGAAGAGAUGAGAUCCACUCGUAAAGUCUCAGUGUGGCCCGUAGCCUUUGUGGGCGGGCUGAGGUACGAGUCUCCCAAAGUGAACGCCGCAGGGAAAGUGUAUGGCUGGAAGACCGUGUUCGACCCUCACCGACCCUUUGCAAUUGACAUGGCCGGCUUUGCCAUCAACCUGCGCCUCAUCCUGUUCAAGCCCCAGGCCUACUUCAAACUGAGGGGUGUGAAGGGGGGGUACCAGGAGAGCAGCCUACUGCGUGAGCUGGUCACGCUCAACGACCUGGAGCCCAAAGCAGCCAAUUGCACUAAGAUCCUCGUUUGGCACACACGAACCGAAAAGCCCGUCCUUGUAAACGAGGGGAAGAAAGGAUUCACAGACCCCAAUGUGGAGAUCUGAACACGUCACAAGAAUAUAAGGUAGUUGGCCUUGGACCUGCAGAAGAGAGGAAAACCAUCCCAGCCUCUUGAUAAGUGCAACCAGCGUCUUAAUGAUUGGAGGACUUAAAAAACAGACAUGACUGUGAAUGGGAGAUUUUCUUUUUCUGAAUUUAAAAACUGUUUGAAAAAACAAAAAACAAAAAAAAACCUUUUAAUUGCAUCUUACUAAAGCACAGAUUGGAAGAUGGAGACCCACAACCUGGAAAUCACUGGAAUUAAUGUUACAAAAAGACAGCACAAAAGAAGUAUUUGAGAAGACAUUCAAUGUCCUGAAGAAAAGAAAACUAAAAACUGAAAUUUCAAAUUAAUGUUUGGAUCUGCACACUCCAGAGAACUGAGGACAUAAAACAAAAUGUUUCAGCAAAAAGGAAGGAAUGUUUUUUUGAUAAAAUGUAUUUAAUUGGUUUGAGUGUUUUGCGGGCACUUGACUCUCUAGUUCAAAUACUACUGACUACUUUUCUUGCAUCCUUGGGUUUUUAUCGCCAUUGUUCAUUUGAAGCUCAUUGUUAGAUUUCAUUGCAUUCAAGCCGCCCUUUCAAGUUCAUAGACUGUUGCUCGAAAGUGAAACACAUUUAAAAAUACUGUUAUAUUGUCUCAGCACUUAUCACGAAUGUGGCAACAUGUGUAAAUAGUGAGUCAACUCAAGAACAAUCAAAGGAACUAGUGGUGUAAUUAUUGUAUUUACAUGUUCAGAAGUAGCUAAAGUCCUCACAGCGAUGCACAGGUUUAGCCAACAAUGAGAGAGUAAUAUAGCACAGAAGCCCUUCACAUUGUAUGGUGAUAUAGAAGUUAUGGCAUUGUCACAAAACAUUAAAAACAACAUGGCAGCUUAGGUAACACUAUAGUAGGUCUAUGCACAGUAAUAUACACAGAUCAGCCAUAUCAUUAUGACCACCUCUACAUUAUCAGCUAUGUUCACUUUUUAAAUGUACUUAAAUAGUUAUCUUAAAAUUCACAAACAUUGAAGCAGAUUUGGUGCACAAACUUCUAUAGAAUCUUAUGUCUUGAACUAUUUGCAAAUGGCAACAGUCAUGCUUGGGUGAUUGUCCAGAUACAUUUAGCGUAAACCAGGCCAAAUUCAAAACAUCUGCAUUAUGGCGUAUUCUAAAAUACACAUCUUGACUGCCCUCCACCUCAAAUAGAAAUGUUAUGACAUAAUGUUAAAAGAGCCUAUAGAAUGACGCAAAUGACCCCUUUACUAUGACAGCUGUUUGUUGGUGGGGUUUGUGAAUAACACUUUGUCCAUAUGGUAUAAAUGGUGUAAGUGGGUCAGAGCCUCUUUAAGUCGAGAUCUAGUCGCCAAAGAAACAGCGAUAAACCAGACAAAGAUGAAGCAUGAUUGGUGGUUCAUUCCAACAAGGGAUCUUAUCAUCUUAAAUAGCUCAUAUACACAAUCACAGUUGUGAAGGAACUGAAUACAUGUACCAAGAAAACAUGUUCUGAACACUAAUUUUGAGUACCUGUAUUCCGGUAGAGUUACUUAUUCGUUGGUGGUAUUCAGAACAGUUACUCUUCAAAAAUCAAAAGAAUACUUGGCACUACUUGAUCACACAAUUUAGGCUUCAAACGCUGCUCUUGUGAUGACUGCACGUGUAAUUCCUCCUUCUCAGGUUAGUGAUAGGAAAUACAUAACAAACCGUGAAACAAAUAUUAAGCUGUUUUUAAUCCAAUGUUGCAUUCUUACACUAUAAUGUAAAUGCAACUCGAUGUAAAAGAAUUCUAGCUAUUCAGAAUACUAUACUCUGAUUGGACCAUGUAACGGAGUACUUUACAAAAUACAUUUUAAUGCAGGUACUCAGUGCUAAAUACAUUUUCAAAGUAUUCUUCACUGUACUGUGUAUUUUAGUUUUUUGCAGUUAGAGCUGUAUAUCAUGCAAAAUGUUCAUGGUCAUAAUGUAAGGCUGGUUUGUGCAUAGCCACUGGAAACAAAUGAAUUAAAGUAGCUCUACAUAAUUACAUUUACACUAAAAUCUACACUGCAAUAAGUUGAGGAACACUUACAUAUCAUAAUAUUAUUCACUAUGAAAGUUUUGUUGCAUGACCCCAGAAAUAUUGUACUUUUUACAUCGUACACCUUGCUGCAACUUCAUCCUAUUGAAAAAGCACAAUCGAUGUCUUAUUUUUGCAGACCAUAACAGUAAUACAUUUUGUUCUACAUUGUGGAUUGAGGCCGAUAAAACUCCCACGGUUGUGUUGUAUCUAUGUUUAGUUGUCUCGAAGGGAAGCAAGAUUUCAGACAGAUGUAGCCACAGCACUGCAUAUAGCUAACACUGUAACACAGAUAUCCUCUGCAGUUAAUAGGAUCUAGGCAAGUUGAUAUCUAUCGUGCAAUACACAGGGGUAGGGCUUAUCUUACAUUAUAGCAAAGAAGCUGCAGAGAAUACAAACAUUUACCUUACGGUACGGUUGCCAAAUUAUGUGCCCACUUUUCCCCGAAAUACUAGCACAUAAAAUAUAUUAUAAUUAAGUAUGACCACAAUUUAAAGAGCCUAUAUUAUGCUAUUUUCUGAUCUAUGUUAUAAUGUUGUUUCCUUAUCAAAAACAUACCCAGGUUGUGUUUUGUUUUAUAACACACAAACCCUGUAUUUAGGCUGAUCCACCUUGUGAUGUCAUGUGGCAAUACAGGAAGUGUUCCACUGUGUUUUAGGACUCUAUACACCUUCACUGGAAUUUUUUUUGAUAAUUUCAGCUUUAGAAUUGCUUGCCUCUACUGAACAAAAGGUAAAACGGUAGAUUUUAACUUGUAAACUAUCACAUUUUGAGCUUUGGAGAUGUAGACAGACUAAUAAUAAUACUCAAACGAAACAAAACACAACUCUAGGCAUGUUUUUGAUGCGAUAACAACAUUAUAACAUGGUUUAAAGUUUUCAAGAGUCAAGUUUGUGUAAUAUAGGACCUUAGACAGAUUGGAGUCUACUGUCUGUCCCCUACUUUGACUAAACAGUUCAGUCAACUUAUUUUAAGAAUGUACUACAACUUGCCUCCCCUUAUUUAUUAAAAAUCUCGUUUAUUGUAUUUAUUUAUUUAUCAAACGUGGAUGUGCAAUUUAAUCAAGUCUGUGUUUACUGGCAGCCCUCUGAAACAGCAUGAGCAAAUAUAAACAUUGCUUAAUUUAGACUAUGCCCAAUGUAAUUUUACAACAGGCAGGCUGUCAAGUGUCUUUGUCAUACCACUGCUGUUGUCUAUCUUUGCACAAACGUUAAUGAAUUGCUGCAUUAUAAUUGGAGACAUACUAUUGAUUAAUUUAAAAUGAUUAUGUAUUCAAAUCAGUUAAGAAUUAUACAAAUAGUGAAAAUUUGAUAAAUGUUAUGAUAAAUUUGCUCAUAGGCUUGUGUUCUGAUAAUAAUAUUGAUCAAUGUCUUAUAUUGUUUGGAGCUAUGUAUUAAUGUGCAUUGGCUUUGUUCCUGAAUGAGAAUAUUGUGCACUUUUGUUGUGUUAUAAAGCGACUGCCCACGUAAUGUUAAAAAUCGCUCUUGGCCAAACACUGAAGAAUGCAGCUUUCACAUCAGCAGGAAAUACUUAUAUUCUGUGAUCUAUCUGUGUGGCAUUUUAAAUAUAAAGGUGCGCUAUGUAACUUUUCUGAUAGAGGGUUCAUCACCUGCUUGUUUCCAUGGAGAUCUUGGAGAUUGCUUUGUCUGGGAUGUUGCACAGUUUUGCAUUAAACUUGUCAAUCUUGCAUUUAUUAAA